Anthostomella pinea is the source of this 918-nucleotide messenger RNA. The record is from the annotation of a GenBank genome assembly. NCBI's taxonomy places the organism in Eukaryota, Fungi, Ascomycota, Sordariomycetes, Xylariales, Xylariaceae.
AUGUCGCGCCCACUGGUACCCUCGAAUCCACUCCUGCGCUCUCUCCUGCAGCAAGCUCGGCCACGCCAACAGCCGCAGCCGCAGCCGCAGCCGCAGCCGCAGCAGCAGCAAUGCCGUCGUCGCCUCCUCUCCUCCACCACGCGCGCACAAGCUCCCACGACAGCAACAGCGACCCUCCUCUUCUCCCCAGCGACCAGAAGCCCCCGCCAGACACCGAAGACCUCUGGUGCCGAGCAGCGCCGCUACAAGUCCAAGACGGUCGAGGAGCAGCGCAGCCGGUACCGCACGGGGCCGUUCAGUUGGAAGGCGGGCUUGCUGUUCGUGGCGGCGGGCUGCGGACUCGCGUGGUACUUUGAACAUGAGAAGCAGCGCAUGCAGCGAAGAAGAGUAGCUGAGGCUACGAAGGGCGUGGGCAGGCCGAAGGUCGGGGGUGAGUUUGAGCUGGUGGAUCAGGAUGGGAAGGUGUUUUCUAGUGCCGAUCUUAGGGGGCGGUAUAGUUUGGUCUACUUCGGCUUCACGCACUGCCCGGACAUCUGCCCGGAGGAGCUCGACAAGAUGGCGCGGAUGUUCGACCUGGUCGAGGCGGAGAAGCCGGGCGCGGUGACGCCCGUGUUCAUCACGUGCGACCCGGCGCGCGACGACCCCAAGAUCCUCAAGACGUACCUGGCCGAGUUCCACCCGGCGUUCAUUGGGCUUACUGGCACCUACGAGCAGGUGCGCGACGUCUGCAAGGCGUACCGCGUCUACUUUAGCACGCCGAAGGACGUCAAGCCCGGCCAGGACUAUCUGGUUGAUCAUAGUAUUUACUUUUAUCUGAUGGACCCUGAGGGCGACUUUGUGGAGGCGCUAGGGAGGCAGCAUAGCCCGGAUCAGGCGGCUAAGGUUAUCUUGGACCAUGUGAAGGACUGGAAGAAAUAG